AUGGGUACCAUGCUAAGUGCAAAAUGCCUCGAAUUGAGGUCCGGCAGCCGCGAAAGAAGUAAAAGCAGUUUGGGCUUCGAACAAAUUAAUUCACCGCAGAACAAACAGAAUGGAAAUUUAAACGCUUUCAGCAGAGACGAAGACUAUUUGAGAAAGCUGUCGAAAUUCAACGAAUGGAGGUCCAGUCAAGUCGGAUUGAAAAACGACCAGGGGGAUAAAACUCCAAAUGUCAGACGUACAAGUCAAGCAGACUUCACACCACAAUCAGAACCUUCCAAACAAAUCCGUUAUUCCUUGGACAACCAUCACAUGCAGUAUAAGCAUUUAGAAAUCAACGACAUCAAUUUCUCAACGCCUCAAAAUCGAAGCAAACAUGCCGAAAACAUCUACGUCACCGAUAGGUCCCAAACAGAUCCUGUUAAAAAAUCGAGGGAACUUGCCAGGAUCGACAUGACGUUCAACAGAAGUUUUAAUAAAAGCCAAAGGCGAAAAUCCAGAAAGGACAUGGUGAAUAAAAAUAUUUUAGAGUCACCAACAAACGGAGAUGUCGAUGACCAAGUGCCUGAUGCAUUUUUGCAACGGGAAAACUCUUUGCCUUACCAGUCGACGGAAGAUACUUACCAGUACGUUGUCAAUAAACAUGGUGAUGUCGUGGAAUACGCCUUGCCUUAUACAGAACGUUCUGUUGAUGUCACAAAACGAGAUUUAUCAGAUAUUAUAGAAAAUGAAUCAAAUUCCGAUCGCUGGUCUGCCAAGGAAAACGAUACGUACUCCAUAACAGAUUCCAUCGACAUCAAAACCAGAAAGAACGUGCCAAACUUGGUGUCCAGGUGUGGCACCAAUGCGCCUAAUGAUAAAGUCGGUAAAAGGUUGUCUGAAGUUGAUAUGAAAUCGGCGACGAGUACUUUGGAGAAACGUAGACAUGUUAAUAGACAAUCUUUGGUGGACGAGGUGCAGCCUGAUGAUCAUAAUCAGGAGUUCUUGGAUGCGAUUGAUGAUCUGGUGAGCUUGGGACGUUGGUCUAAAAGGCAACUUGAGGACAAGGAUGGUCUGGGAAAGGUCAGGAAAAACUGCAAUGUUCCUGUAAUGUUGUCUCAGCUAGAGCCGAUAGAUCCUUCAUCUGACUUCCUAAACUGUCCAACCAUCCACAUCAGUUGUCUAUUCAUCGAAGACAAGCCUUUCCUAAAACAAAGAGACAGCAUUUUGGAAUGGAGGAAGGCGACCUGGUGCAAAGAGGAAGUUUUUAUUAGAUCAUCCAAACCUGAAUUGAUACAUUUGCACAGGACGCAAACGGCCAUGGCUAGAGAUGUACACGUUCUAAGGUAA
Messenger RNA from Ctenocephalides felis (cat flea), 1326 nucleotides. RefSeq lists its product as uncharacterized. The coding region runs from base 1 to 1326 and encodes 441 amino acids. The transcript is spliced from 4 exons. The record is from RefSeq and is a predicted model, not a curated record. Lineage: Eukaryota; Metazoa; Arthropoda; Insecta; Siphonaptera; Pulicidae.